This is a messenger RNA of Agelaius phoeniceus (red-winged blackbird), 3075 nucleotides long. RefSeq names its product bromodomain testis associated (gene BRDT). Gene Ontology annotation, biological process: chromatin remodeling; regulation of DNA-templated transcription. NCBI's taxonomy places the organism in Eukaryota, Metazoa, Chordata, Aves, Passeriformes, Icteridae. The record is from RefSeq and is a predicted model, not a curated record. Gene Ontology annotation, cellular component: chromatin; nucleus.
AUGUCUGUUCAAAGCCAGCACUGUGCCAUCAUUAUGAACCCUCCUCCACCAGAGUACAUAAAUAACAAAAGUAGUGGAUGUCAAACAAACCAGCUUCAGUACUUACAGAGGGUGGUCAUGAGAGCCUUGUGGAGACACAACUUUUCCUGGCCGUUUCACCAGCCUGUCGAUGCAGCAGCACUGAAUCUGCCUGAUUAUUACACUAUCAUAAAAAAACCUAUGGAUUUAGGCACCAUAAAAAAGCGACUGGAACACAAUUACUACACAAAAGCUGCAGAAUGUAUUGAAGACUUUAAAACUAUGUUCUGGAAUUGCUACAUGUACAACAAGCCAGGUGAUGACAUUGUGUUUAUGGCUGAAGAAUUAGAAAAAGUGUUUAUGCAGAAAAUAGCCCAUAUGCCACCAGAAGAGAGACCAGUGAGUCUCAAGAAAGGAAAGAGAAAAGGAAAGAAGGCAGAAGAAACAUGGCAGCCCAAGCCUGGGAUUUCAAAUGAAGCAAGCACAACUGAGAAGCAAGCUGAAAGCGAGCAGCCUCCAGUGAUGACUCAAGAGCGACAGCAGGUUACCCUGGCUCCUUUGUCUGCAGCCCAGCUGACUGCUUUAAUGCCAGCUGCAGUCCCUAUAACAAAAGCAAAGAAAGGUGUGAAAAGGAAGGCUGACACUACAACUCCUACUACUUCAAUAGUCACAGCAAUUGGUCAAUCUUCUGCAAUGCUUAAUGAGAGAAAAGCUGUUAAAGCAUGUAGAGGUGAAAAUGAAUGUAUGGUAACAAAUAAAUUUCUGAAGAGAUCCUCAGAUUCUCAACAGCCACCUGGAAUUGUUAAAAAGAUUCACUUGUCAGGACAACUAAAAUAUUGUAAUGCAAUACUUAAAGAAAUGUUUUCAAAGAAACAUGCAGCAUAUGCAUGGCCUUUCAUAAAACCUGUAGAUGCAGCAUCUUUCUCCACAGGGGUGAACCAAGCCAUUGCCAAAUGUCCUACAGACCUGGGCACCAUUAAAAAGAAAAUGGAUAACUUUGAAUAUAAUGAUAUACAAGAAUUUGCUACAGAUGUUAGAUUAAUGUUCAUGAACUGCUACAAACGUAAUUCUUCAGACCAUGAAAUAGUUGCUAUGGCAAGAAAACUUCAGGAUGUUUUUGAAAUGCACUUUGCUAAAAUUCCUGAUGAACCUGUUGCGAGUGAUCAUCUGCCACAGCCUGUGAGAGAAAUGACAGAAGCAUAUUCCAGUGAAAGCAGUAAUAACUCUUCAGAAGAAAAAUCAUCUGAAGAUUCUGAAGAGGAGAGAAAAGUGAACCUCAAAAAGCUUCAGGAGCAACUUAAAGCUCUUCACCAGCAGUUGUGGGUUUUGACCAAAGCAUGCUUAUCUAGACCAGGAAAGAAAAAAGGGAAGGCUAAAAGUGAGAAAAGAAAGAACAAGGAAAAAGCUGAAAUAAAAAGCUUGAUUCAAAAGAAGAAAAAUCUGAAAUACAUGAAGAAAUCUAAGAGAAAGCUCUCUUUAAACAUUCAAUCAAAGAAAACCAUGCAGCAGGUCUUGUUGGCACAUAAGUCAGAAGAUGAAGAUGGUGCCAAACCUAUGAAUUAUGAUGAAAAACGACAGUUGAGUUUGGACAUAAAUAAACUCCCUGGAGAUAAGCUUGGGAAAGUAGUCCAUAUAAUACAGUCAAGAGAACCUGCACUGAGGAACUCUAACCCUGAUGAGAUAGAAAUAGACUUUGAAACUUUAAAUGCUUCAACACUCAGAGAACUAGAGAGAUAUGUAGCAACCUGUUUGAGGAAGAAACCAAGAAUGCAGGCUAAAAACCCAACAAAGUCAAAAGAAGAACUUAAUUUUGAGAGGAAACAAGAGUUAGAGAAGAGACUACUGGAUGUCAAUGGUCAACUAAACCCAAAGAGAGAGAGCUUCAAGAUUGAAAACAAUGCUGAGUCAAGUACUGGGCCAAGCAGACUGAGUGACAGCAGCAGCAGCUCCUCAGAUUCUGGCAGCAGCUCUAGCAGUGAUUCUAGCUCCUCAGAUAGCAGUGACUCUGAAUCAGUUACAGAAACCUGUUCAAAACAGACUGGAGCCAGGCAGAACUGUCCAGCUUCUAUGGGAAAAUCUAAGAGGACAUCCUGCAAUGCUGGUCUGCAAGCACAGCCCUCCUCUCUUACUAGCAGCCUGCAAAUUCAUGGAUCAUCUGAACUGCUGCAGCAACCUCCCAAUGCACUGCAAAUGCUUCAGUGUAGAUCACUUAAUCCAUCAGAACAAAACAUACAGACUCUCUCAGGUAAAAUCUCAGCUGUACCUGCUCUGUGUGAUGCUCCAGACCAGCAAACUCCUCAGAACACUCCAAAGACAAAUCAGUCUUCUGUCACCCACUCCAGAAAUGUUUUUCCAGAGGUGUCCAACACCAUUUUUCAAGUUGACAGUGCUGACUGGAGUAAACAAGCUGAGCAAACAAGACAUCUAGACAAAUCAAAUAAACUGCAAAACAAGACCAGCGUGAGAACUGCUGAUUUAAUAUCUAUAAGUCAAGAACAAAGUUAUUGUACACCCAAUGAUAAAUCUAAUGAUAAAAUCAUACCACAGCCAAUGUCUGAACUCCUUCCAAGAAAGGACACAGAACUCAAGACUGUAGAUUCCUGGGUAAGCCUGUGUAAAACGAUGAAGCUUCCAGCUCCAAUAAAAGCAUCUGCUGAGAGCUUCAAUCAGUUCAGGGACGCAGUACUAAAGAGGAGUGGGCAAGUGCAGGAGUCAAAAAGGUCUCUUGGGCAUGCUGAGAGGGAGCUGCAAAAUCUUCCACAAGAAAACAAAAGAUUUGUAACUACUUCUGUGGGCCCUGAAAGCACAGGAUUGGAUGCCAUGGCAGUGACAGACUGUGAGCUUGAAAAAGAAAUACCUAAGAGUAAACUGCCCGAAGCUCAACAACGUGUUCUUGAUCAAGACCGUAACUUGGCUAGAAAAAUGGAACAAGAACGCAGGAGGAAGGAAGCAACAGCUUGGAUAAUUGAUGUGAAUCUGCAGAGAGAUAUUAUGGCAUCUUUCGAAGAAUAUCUUGAUUGAAAGCAGUGGUUUAUAUAGAACUUCAAACUACUAAAC